Messenger RNA from Aspergillus terreus NIH2624, 1617 nucleotides. RefSeq lists its product as uncharacterized. The record is from RefSeq and is a predicted model, not a curated record. The transcript has 3 exons. Lineage: Eukaryota; Fungi; Ascomycota; Eurotiomycetes; Eurotiales; Aspergillaceae. Bases 1 to 1617 code for a protein of 538 amino acids.
AUGGGGCUCGGGCAAAAACCGUCCUUCUCUCUCCCUUCUCUCCCUUCUCUUCCUUCCCCUCCCCUCUUUUCCUUCUUCUCCUCCGCUCUCAUCCUCCUACUUCUCUCCUCCCCCGUCUCUGCCCUCGCCUCGUCCGCCUGGUCGGUGCUUCCCUCCAACCGCUCCACGGAUCUCUCCUGGGCCAACGGCACUCGCCUCUACCUCAAGAGUGCUUCCCUCCACCUCCCCACCAAUCUCACCCUCGCCCCGUUGACCCAGCCCGUUGCCCAAGCCGCCCUGUCCCAGCCGAAGGUUAGUCAUCGCUCCCAACCCGACGGCACCCCCAGAUCCGCUAACGCACACCCCCCAGACUUUCCACGCCACAGGGCAACUCCUCCACGUCGACGCCGCCAAUUCUCUCGCUGUCCAGUCCGGAGACAUCGCCUUCAUCAGUUGCGAUCCAUCCGCCUAUCCCGGCAAUCUCGAUGCGAGCCAACCAUUGCAAUUACACCGCGAAUGAAGGCAGUGCCCACGACUACGCCCAACGUCUUUACGGUCCUGACCCCCAACGCCUCGCAAUCCAUUCAAACCGUUCUCGACUCGGCCACCUCCGGUUCCGGCUCCAGCAGCAUCGUCGCCGACAUGUCGUUCCCCAUACAGAGUGUCCCGAUGGACAAUGGCGACAGCGGGAACUCCGGCAACAACCCCAACACCGCCAUGAUCAUCCUCUACAGCAUCACCGGCAUCAUCACGGCUCUCUUCCUGGCCAUCAUCAUCAUGGGCGCCGUCCGCGCCCACCGGCACCCCGAACGCUACGGGCCUCGCUACACUGCCGGACGCCCCCGGCAAAGUCGAGCCCGAGGGAUCGCCCGCGCCAUGCUGGAGACCAUUCCGAUCGUCAAGUUCGGCGACGACUACGACCCCAAGGCCGACCACGUCAAAGGGGACGUGGAGUUGGGCACAGACACGGAGGAGCACGCCGACGACCAAGAGCAUGAGAUGACUGCUGCGGGCAACGCCCCCGCACGGUCGACGGCUCCCGCGGAUCAACAACCGACCCCGUCAGACGAGGCAGCUCCCAACACCAACACCAACACCACUGCGACGGAUGCUUCCGCCGACAAGCGCACCGGGACGGCGGCCGAGACUAACCCGGAGAACCCGAACUUCUCCUGUCCCAUCUGUACGGACGAUUUUGUCAAAGGUCAGGAUCUGCGCGUGCUGCCAUGCCACCACAAAUUCCACCCCGAGUGUAUUGACCCGUGGUUGGUGAAUGUCUCUGGAACCUGUCCCCUCUGCCGGAUCGAUCUGAAUCCCCCGCAAGCCGAGGGUGAGACGGAGCAGGACGAAACCGACGCGGCCCACGCUCCGACCGAGACUCCGCGCGAAGGCACGCCGGAUCCCACGAGUGGUCACCGGCGCCGACUCAGCAACUACCUCCAUGGGCCGUUGAACGCCCGCCGGAUGCGCGACGCCAGCGUGGAGGAGCGGAUCGCGGCGCUGCGCAGCGUGCGCGAAGAGGCGACGACGAAUCCGCCGGCGGCGACGGAAGAUGCGGACCGUCGACGGAGUCGUCUGACGCAGCGGUUGCGUGAUCGGUUCCGUAUCCGCACGCAGCCCCAUCGGGAGGAGGCGUGA